Molecule: messenger RNA, 1127 nt
Organism: Pelobates cultripes (western spadefoot toad)
Lineage: Eukaryota; Metazoa; Chordata; Amphibia; Anura; Pelobatidae
Source: the annotation of a GenBank genome assembly
AUGGACAGGAAGGCUCGCCGGAGAACCGGGGCCUUCUCAGCACACGCAGCCUGCUGGACCAUUUUGCCUGCCCCGGUGCUAUUAACCGCGUUGAUUAACCCAUCCCCGACUGCAUCUGGAAGACCAGUACCUCCUGCUGAAAUGGGACUGAAAUCCCAGAGAGUGCUAGCAGGUGCGUGCACAGAUACCCGCGACAUCGGUGCAAUGCUCCAGCGCCAGUCGUCCCACAAGAUGGCGGCUGUGCCAGACCAGGACACCAACUCCACCUGCUCGGAGAAGGUUCCUGAGGAGUCAACAGACCCAGAUGCACUGACUCCAGCCACCAAACUGGACAGAAGCAAGCUCCUGCUAGAAUUAAAGCAAAUGUUAGCUGCAGACAUGGAUCUAGUGAGGACAGAGCUACAGGCGGUAGUCCAAGCAUCAGAGGAGGAAAUCCUAGAUGUCCGACAAGAGGUGAAGGGACUCAAAGAGAUGGUCCUACAACUACAAUCCUCCCAUGCCAUCCUACUCACAAAGCUAGACAUAGCAAAGGACCGAAGCUGCAGAGCAAACAUCAAAAUCAGGGGCGUCCCAGACACGAUUAGCCCGGCUGAGCUACCACACUAUAUCAGACGCCUCCUGACCACUUUGCUACCACACGCCCAGGUGAAAAAGCUAAUGCUGGAGGGACUCUUUUGCAUCAAUAAACCUUGAGUAGCACCACCUCUGGCAUCUCGAGAUGUGAUAGUUCGAUGCCAAUCCCUAACAGACAAAAAGCAUGUCCUCACUGCAGUGAAAGGCAAAACUCUGGUUGACUUCGAGUCCUCCCAACUCACCUUUUCCAGGACCACCCUGCAAUGGAGGAAAACGCUGGGUCCAAUAACCGGCUGCUUGCGAGAGGCUGCAGUGGAUUACCACUGGACACUACCAAGAGCUUUGUUGGCUGUGCAAAACUGCACCCCCACGAAACUCUCUCAACAUCGGCCUCCCAAACAAUACGGGGACCCCGGAGGGACCUAUUGUGCAGCAUGCCUGGGACCAUGCAAGGACUAUCCCCUUCGUACCAUGGAAGAGAGGAGCACCGAUGGCAGCAACCUAGGCAACGAAUGAGUCGACGGGAAAUUCAUACAUAUGUUCUAUCCUGCUAG